This is a messenger RNA of Trichosurus vulpecula (common brushtail), 2599 nucleotides long. It is a transcript of the gene HYLS1, whose product is annotated as HYLS1 centriolar and ciliogenesis associated. Lineage: Eukaryota; Metazoa; Chordata; Mammalia; Diprotodontia; Phalangeridae. The coding region runs from base 318 to 1250 and encodes 310 amino acids. Gene Ontology annotation, cellular component: centriole; non-motile cilium. The record is from RefSeq and is a predicted model, not a curated record. The transcript has 3 exons. Gene Ontology annotation, biological process: cilium assembly.
ACAUCCUGUUUAAACCCCCAUACGGCGGUUAACGGCUAUUGAGAACGUGGGCUAAAUCUGCGCUUGCGCCGGGGGUGGCUGGCCCCACCCAAAAGGCGACUGGGUCCAAGAAGGCUGGUUGCUGCUUACUGGACACAGCAGCUGGGAACAGAUGAAGAUUUCUGAGUGCCUUGAUCCACAUCUUCUCUCAAGUAUUCAGCUCCAUCUUCAAGGUGAUAAAAUAGAAGCUAAACCAACUGAAAGAACUUAAUGGUUAUAUUCCACAUUGAAAGCAAAGCUCAGAAACAAUUAAGAAACUUCCACCUUAAGUAAUUUCAAUGGCAGAAAAAAGACAUGCCUACAACAUAGAAGAAGCAAUGGAGAAACUCAUGGGGCCUGAUAAACAAAAAUGGGCCACUAUGGAUCCAGAAGAACGUAUGGCAGCCGCUGCGAUAGCCUUUACCCAGAUCUGUGCAGGGCUGGGUGAGGGGGAUACCACAAGAGAAGCCAGAUCAAAACAGUAUGAUCCCUACAGUAAAGCUUCAGUGGCCCUGGGCAAGGCACCCUCUCUACCUGUGCAUCUGCGGUGCACACAAGAAGAGCUUACGGUUUCAGAGACUGGCUCAGACACCUCCCAGAUAGCCCGGAAGCCAGUAAUGAAGAGGAAAGUGCUUCGUAGGAAACCAGAUGGUGAAGUACUGGUUACAGAUGAGUCUGUUAUAAGUGAUUCAGGGUCUAGUGUAGAAAAUGACACGGAGCUCUGGGACUUGAGGCGAAGACUAAUGAAUCUGCAGCCCUGCCAUGAAGACAAUGAGACUGAGGCUGAAGGUAUGGAUAGUUCAGAGAAGCUGCACCCACAGCGUUCGUACCAUGACAUUUCUCAGGAGGAAGAAGAAGAAAUCAUCUGCUACCUACAAAGAGAAGCAAUGGAACCUCCAGUUUACGAACAAGAUCUAAUUGUUCCUAACCGACCCAAGUCAUUCAUCCUCCCAAAGCUGGAUCAACUAGGCCGAAAUCGGGGAAAGAUUGACCGAGUAGCCCGGUACUUUGAGUACAAAAGAGAUUGGGAUUCAAUGAGGUUCCCUGGAGAAGAUCAAAGGAAAGACCUUCGUUGGGGUGUUCGAGAGCAGAUGAUCUGUCGGUCAGAGCCCCAACUCAAGCCUCAGCACAUAUAUGUCCCCAACAACUACUUGGUGCCAACCAUGAAGAAAAGAUCUGCCUUACGUUGGGGCGUGCGCUGUGACCUAGCAAAUGGUAUCAUGCCCAGGUAGCUCCCUUCCCCUGUCUCUCCCUCUUACUCCUUUACUGUCUAGUUUCUUACUCAAGAUAAUCUGUGACUACCUGGUUUGUUCACACUUUCCAUAAAGAGAAACAACUGACUUUAAAAAACACAAGAAACAUUUUAAUGAAGGACUUCAUCCAUCACUGGCUUUUUUCUUUCUAUUCCAAACUGUCAGAUGCCAAUUAACUUCCAAAUUACCAUUCAUAAACCCAACACUCUUAAGACAAAUCAUGCCAGAGAAAGAACCAAACUUGUAGUCGUUUUGUCAUGUUUGAUGAUAAAAUGCUACUUGUAUUCUGUGCCUUUUUCCCAUUUGGCCAGGCUGAGUUGUUGUAUUAGUCAAUUGUUGCUGUGUGUGAUUUUUACAGCUGCUGGGAGUUGAACCUGACUUAAUAAAGAAUAUUUUAGAAAUGUAUAAACUUGCCCAUAUCUCUACCAGAUACUUCCUAAUAAUAGCAAGAUUAUAAUGAACUAGAACUCCAUAGGAUACUGUCCCUGCCUACAUUCCCCACCAACCAGCUCCCCUUCCUCCUAAUUCUACAAGAGCUAAGAGGAUGAAGGCCUGCCCUCCCCAUAAUAGCUCCCGAAUAAAGGAAAUAAGGGUAAGUAAAGGUCAAAUUUCCUGUUGCUAAAGAAAAGCUAUUAAUGUUUCCAUUAGUGAGAGGCAGCUUUUUAUAAGGUAUAGAUGCACUAUGUUCCAUUCCAGAACUCUGGUCAAGAAUUCCUUGCACAAAGUAGGCACUUAAUAAAUGUCUGUUGAAUUUAAUUUGUUAAAUUGAAGAAUGUACUUGAUCAGCUUGGUCACUUCAGGAUUUAACUUAUGUAACCCUUGAUUCCUGUGGCCAACAGUGUAUUAUAGAACAAAUUGUACUACAUUAAAUUUCCAGAAUACUGUUGUAUAACUUCUGCUGCAAAUAAAAACUGGAGUUAGGUACAAGAUUUAAAUCCAGUUUACCCUUGUAACAUGAGGUAGAAGCAACUAAUUGCUCUUCCCAUUUAGUUACCUAAAUGGUAACUUCUUAACUUUGCUCUCUUGUGUAGGGAAAGGGCAGAGGAAGAAAAUGAGAAUCCUCAUCUAAGCAUCUGAAGCAAGAGAAGCUAUAAACGGUCCCCUAAACCUUCAUCUUCAUUUUCUGUCUUCACCAAUGACAUUUUGCUUUCUUGAGUUGUGAAAAGGUCACAGUCUAGGCUCUGGGCUUGUCCAGUCUUUUACCAGCAUUCUUUUCCCUCAUGUCUGUCCCCACUGAUAUUGUGGCCACUUGUUUUAAUAUGGUUUGUAAUUUUACAACAGAAGCUGUUCAAAGGAUGUUUUCAAAUAAAAACCUAAAAUAAUCCACA